Aspergillus calidoustus is the source of this 918-nucleotide messenger RNA. The record is from the annotation of a GenBank genome assembly. Lineage: Eukaryota; Fungi; Ascomycota; Eurotiomycetes; Eurotiales; Aspergillaceae.
AUGCAUGCCUCAGAAUCAGGAAAGUUAUCUACUGUACAGGCUCUCACACAUGCAGGCGCUGCGAUCCGCGCUCGAGAUAGCACUGGCUCCACACCGCUAUAUCUCGCUGCUCUUGGAGGUCACAUGGAUGUCAUUCAGUUUUUGGUUGAGAAGGGGCCGAGUCACGGUCCAUAUAUGCGCUCAACGUCCUUUUGCGUUAGGUCUCCACUCACCGCGGCUGUGACAUCAGGUCAUGUUGAGAUUGUGCAGUGCUUAAUAGACCAUGGCGCCACGAUAAGUGAGGCGAUGUUUUUGAUCGCUGGUUCCACCGGCGAGCCGGAGGUACUGAAGAUUUUAGCGCGGCAUUCGAAAUUUCCCGAGGCUGCGAAGAAUGCUGCGGAUCAGACUAUCUUUGCUGUUGCAGCGGCUGCUUGUGGCUUGGGUGACUUGCUGACACGGUCUAUCUCGUUGGGAUGGGAUGUUAACCAGGUAAUCAUGGACGGAACCGAGUUGAGUGCAUUGGGAUGGGCAGCUGCCCACGGGCAUUUGGAAAUUGUCUGCAUGCUGCUAUCACACGGUGCACAUCCGGACGGAAAGCAAGGUUUCGAUAACAGCGUUGCCUAUCCGGCCCAUCCAUUGCUAGGGGCCGUCAAGGGAGGGCACGAAGAAAUCGUCUCGCUAUUGCUCGAAAACGGAUCCAAUGUGAAUGUGCGCGAUGAUAACUCGGAGAUCCUGUUCUACGCGAUCACAAACCCCAGAACUUUCAGGAGGCUCCUGGAGAAGGGCGCGAUGCCAAACGGUUUUAAGGGAUGCACCCUUGAGAAUCUCGCGGGACGUGCAGUGAAAGCUGGGCAGGCAUCUGAGGUUCAGAUGCUUAUUGAAAUGGGCGUUGAUUUCUCCGUCCGUGGUUCUCGUUCAGCGGCGUCACCCUUCCUAUGA